UCAACAACACGAUUUAGCCGCGCUAAUCAUCAUAUAUAUAAAUCAAAAUCAUAACCCUAAUUUUUUUUGUUUGUCUCAAUCUUCUCUUAAUCACCCCCACGAAAACACUAACCAAAAACAACAAAUGGCAGAAAUGGGCAUGUUCCAAAUCUCCGGCGACGUGUUCCAAACCGUCGGGCUAAUCAGACGCCGUCACAACCGCCGGACCGUCCACAAAGUCGCCCACUGCCCCACCGGCGCCCUCUUCGCCCUCAAGUCCAUCCCGCUCGACGCCGACGGCCGGCGGUUCUGGGCCGUCCAGCCACGCCGCGAGUCCGUCCUCCUCCUCGACCUCGACCACGCCAACGUCGUCAAGUGCCACGGCGUCGCCGAGGAUCGGUACGGCGGCGAGUUGAAGCUCCUGCUCGAGUACCUGGACGGCGGGUCUCUCGCCGGGAAGAAAAUCACCGACGUUGGCCGCAGGGGCGGACCUAUGUUAUAGGGUGGUGUGUCAAGUAAGGUUCGUCGGUGCCAAAAUUCGAACAUAAGACCUCUUGACACAGCUCUAUAGUAGACUCAGAAUCAUUCCAUUAGUCUACGAACAUAUUAUUGUUAUAACUUUGCUAAAGAACUUAUUGUAUACGAAAAGUUUAUUAAUGUGUAAAUAAUUUCCUUAUACAGAAAGUUCAUUGCUUCAAAUUCAAACAUUUGGGUUUGUCUUUUACAUGAAGUUGAUGAUUGCAGUGCUUGCAAUUACAAAUGAGUUGUCCAUAUCAUUACAAAGGAAAGAUCAAGACCUUGUUAAUGCUAUGCAACUAAUUAAUUGCUCAAAGCACA
Molecule: messenger RNA, 816 nt
Organism: Linum trigynum
Lineage: Eukaryota; Viridiplantae; Streptophyta; Magnoliopsida; Malpighiales; Linaceae
Source: the annotation of a GenBank genome assembly